This is a messenger RNA of Cydia splendana, 1173 nucleotides long. RefSeq lists its product as uncharacterized. The record is from RefSeq and is a predicted model, not a curated record. The coding region runs from base 241 to 1173 and encodes 310 amino acids. The transcript is spliced from 6 exons. NCBI's taxonomy places the organism in Eukaryota, Metazoa, Arthropoda, Insecta, Lepidoptera, Tortricidae.
UAAUUAUUUCAUGCGAUCGAUAUUAAUAUCUUAACACUUGUGUGUUAAUUUUAGCUUAGCAUUUUUGUACUUCUUUGGGUAAAGAUAUCAUUGGCAAGUGUUGCAGUCUUUUAUUAAUUAUUUUAUUUAUAUAGAAAUUUCCCAAUCCUAAAAAAACACCAUGCAGAAUUUGUAGAUAAAUAAUACCACAUUUCACUUUAGUUAUUUAAAAAUAAUAUUUUGUUAUCAAUUUUAGAAAACAUGGAUCCGCUGAAAGAACAUGCAUAUGUUCGUAAAUCACAUGACGACCACACAUACUGUCAACAAGUGCCUCAAAAAGCGUCUCCUGCCAUUCCAUCCACAUCGGGGGUUAAAUCAACCGCAGUGGGCCAUACACCAAAACAGACUAUGGCCGUUUCUAUAGCCACAGAACCUGUCCCGACAACUUCAGACAUUGAAAAGGAGACCAUGCCCGAACUAUGCAGCAGCUUUAUUACAGAACUUGUUGUAGCUGAGAAGGUUACAGCUUGUAUUUCACCUAGUGUACAGUCACACAAUGAAGCAGUCUUUGUAACAACUGCUGAAGCUGCAAUCAAACAAUCAAAUGCUGAAGAGCAGCAGAUUUUGCCAGAAGCAAAUAUUCCAGAAUGUGUUGCGGUUGAGGAGGUUACCUCUACCAAUUCACCAAGGGAACAGUCUCAAGUUCAAAGUGUUGUUGAAGUUAAAGUUCAAAGUGCGAAAAGGCCACAGAAGCAGAGGAAACGAUUGAUUGGGAAAUUAAUGAACCUGACACCAACGGGCCGAAUGAUAUACGACGAAUAUAAAAAAUCUAAACGUCAGGCAGAUUUUUACCACAGGGCUAAGAGGGCCUUGAAAUUCAACAAAGAGAAAUCCUUUCAAGAAUUGACAAAAGACAUGAAUCCGUAUGCGAAAACUAUUUUGAAAAUGCAAAUCAACCUUUGCAAUAAAAAUAAGAAAGGGCGUCGAUUUUCAUUGGAAGAAAAACUAAUAGCACUGUCGAUAAUGAAACAAAGCCCUAAGUGCUAUAGGUUCCUGCACAAAAUUUUUAUCCUGCCGUCGCGAUCGACUCUAAAUAAAAUGGUUGCAGGACUUAAGAUCGAGUCUGGGAUUUGUCCUCAAGUAUUUGAAGUAAUAAGAAGAGAGGUUUCAGUGGUCGUGGUCGCAGCUAACUGA